This is a messenger RNA of Salvia hispanica, 621 nucleotides long. Lineage: Eukaryota; Viridiplantae; Streptophyta; Magnoliopsida; Lamiales; Lamiaceae. The record is from RefSeq and is a predicted model, not a curated record.
AUGUCACUGAAACAUGGUGAUGUCUCAGGACCUACUCGUCGCUUCAAUGCUGUUAUUCCAAGAUGGGGACUUUCCAAAUUAAUCUCCAAGGAGACUCUCAUGGAACCUAGUAAUGGUUAUGUUGUCAACGACAAUUGUGUGUUUGGUGCAGAAGUUUUAGUCAUCAAAAGUGAACAUGUUAACGAAUGUCUUAGGUUGGUAAAAAACGGGGCUUCAGUUAAGCGCGAAUGGAAGAUUUCUGACUUUUCUAAGCAGGGUGAAGUUUGGGUUUCUGAAGAGUUCGAUGUUGGAAAUUACCAAUGGAAAGUUAACCUCUAUCCAAACGGAGUUUCUUCACUGCCAAAAAACAGCUACAUGUCCUUGUUUGUUGCUCUAGAGGGCAUACCUCCUCAUCAAAGGGUGAAGGCUGAGGUUUUAAUGAGAUUCAAAACCAAGCUCGAUGAUUGCCACCGAUCUAAAACAUAUACAAAUUGGUUUACAUCUUCUUGUCCUGAAUGGGGAUAUCAUGAGUUUGUAUCGAUUGCUGAUAUGAGCGCUAAGGGCUUCCUUGCUGACGACUGUUGUUUUCUGGAAAUUGAAAUCACAGUGCAAGGUGUUGUGCUUGAAGCACCUGAAAUCUAG